UUCGCCAGCUGUGCAACCGGACGCACGCUGUCUGUUGCAUGGGCUUGCAGGGACAAGUACAAGGCUUUACAGGAGUGUAUGCUACAAUACACAAGCGAAACAGCUAUGGAUGAUGUUCGAAGGGAAUAUCUUCGAUUAAGAGACCAACAGAACGUGCCUCAAGCACCUCUAUGA
Molecule: messenger RNA, 174 nt
Organism: Suillus subalutaceus
Lineage: Eukaryota; Fungi; Basidiomycota; Agaricomycetes; Boletales; Suillaceae
Exons: 2
Source: RefSeq, a predicted model, not a curated record